Messenger RNA from Neoarius graeffei (lesser salmon catfish), 1148 nucleotides. RefSeq names its product caseinolytic mitochondrial matrix peptidase proteolytic subunit (gene clpp). Gene Ontology annotation, cellular component: endopeptidase Clp complex. Gene Ontology annotation, biological process: protein quality control for misfolded or incompletely synthesized proteins. Gene Ontology annotation, molecular function: ATPase binding; ATP-dependent peptidase activity; serine-type endopeptidase activity. The transcript is spliced from 7 exons. The coding region runs from base 98 to 895 and encodes 265 amino acids. NCBI's taxonomy places the organism in Eukaryota, Metazoa, Chordata, Actinopteri, Siluriformes, Ariidae. The record is from RefSeq and is a predicted model, not a curated record.
CCUGUACAGUAGGUGGCGGUAUACACAGAUUGUGAUAAUCUGCCAUUAAAAAAGAAGAAGAAGGUCAACCAGAGAGGCUUUGCACUUUAUAAACAUCAUGUUCUUACGAAGGGUGUUGCAGUGCAGUGUAUCUGCAAUGAAGAGCAAGCGGUCAUUUCAUUCCAGUGCACCGUGGAGAUACCCACUCAUCCCCAUCGUUGUAGAACAGACAGGUCGAGGGGAGCGUGCCUACGAUAUCUAUUCGCGCCUUCUGAGGGAGAGAAUAAUCUGCGUAAUGGGUCCAAUUGAUGACUCCGUGGCAAGUCUGGUGAUCGCACAGCUGCUUUUCCUUCAGUCGGAGAGCAACAACAAGCCAAUUCACAUGUACAUCAACAGUCCUGGUGGUGUGAUUACAGCAGGGCUGGCAAUCUAUGACACUAUGCAAUACAUCCUCAAUCCGAUCUCGACGUGGUGCGUAGGCCAGGCUGCUAGCAUGGGCAGCUUACUGCUGGCUGCGGGCACUGCGGGCAUGAGGCACUCGCUGCCCAACGCUCGCAUAAUGGUGCACCAGCCUUCUGGAGGUGCUAGGGGUCAAGCAACAGACAUCGCCAUCCAGGCUGAGGAGAUUCUCAAGCUGAAGAGACAGAUUAACAACAUCUACUGUAAACAUACAGGACAGCCUCUGGAAACCCUAGAGAGCGUGAUGGAGAGAGACCGAUACAUGAGUCCCAUGGAGGCACAAGACUUUGGAAUUAUUGACAGGGUCCUGGUCCAUCCUCCCCAGGCCGGGCAGGACGAGCCAGAGCUGAUCCAAAAGGAACCAACCGCCUCAGCCAGUCCCUCUGAAGCCUCAGUCUCGGAAUUGGCCCAGGCUGGGGCCAGUCCCCCUCCUUCUUCUUACAAACCUGAACCGUGACCUGAAAGACCGCUCAGUGGUCAUCCUCAGCCACUGGUACUGCCUCUUACGACGGGAUAGGAUAUCUGAGGGUACCCUUGUUCCUCUCUGAUUUAUCGAAACGUGAGCCUGUGUCGUGUGUAUCGCAUCGUACUGAGCAAGCCUCAUCCCGGGACAGGAAAGACUGACAUGAAGUCAACGUUCUGGACAAGUAUACAACAAUAUAGGACUCUGUCUAAAUCAUGUGAUCUUACUAAUAAAAACACAACCUGAA